Molecule: messenger RNA, 4926 nt
Organism: Oncorhynchus masou masou (cherry salmon)
Lineage: Eukaryota; Metazoa; Chordata; Actinopteri; Salmoniformes; Salmonidae
Gene: cutc
Product: cutC copper transporter homolog (E. coli)
Exons: 9
Coding region: 128-883 (251 amino acids)
Molecular function (GO): copper ion binding
Source: RefSeq, a predicted model, not a curated record
CUGGAGAGAGUGGCGAUAACAUCAUUAUUGGCAGUGGCAUCUGGGCCCAGUUCAAACAUGCCUUUCUUGGAAGCUGAAGGUUUUCUUGGGAUUAUAGGCAAAGAAGGAAAAUCCUCAUCUGACACGGAUGGCAGAGGGCUUUUUGAUGGAGGUGUGUGUGGACAGUGUGGAGUCUGCCAUCAACGCCGAGAGGGGAGGUGCUGGUCGGCUGGAGCUGUGUUCUAGUCUGCUAGAAGGAGGAAUCACGCCCAGUAUAGGUCUGCUGCAGGUGGUGAAGCAGUAUGUGCGAAUCCCGGUCUAUACCAUGAUCCGUCCACGCGGGGGGGAUUUCCUGUACUCGGACCGUGAGGUGGAGGUGAUGAAAAAGGACAUUGAGCUGGUGAGGAGUCAUGGGGCAGAUGGACUGGUGCUGGGAGCUCUGACUGAGGAUGGGAGAGUAGACGCUGAACUCUGUAUGGAAUUGCUAGCUGUUUCUCGUCCUCUACCUGUUACUUUUCACAGAGCCUUUGACAUGGUGCACGACCCCAUGGUUACCUUGGAGAUGCUGGUGUCUUUGGGGUUUGAGCGUGUUCUGACCAGCGGAUGUGACUGUUCAGCUCUGGAAGGACUGCCUCUCAUCAAACGCCUGGUGGAACAGGCUAAAGGGAGAAUAACCAUUAUGCCUGGAGGGGGUAUUACAGAGCGGAAUCUCCAGAGGAUUCUAGAAAGUUCUGGGGUUCUGGAGUUCCAUUGUUCUGCUCGCUCCAGUAAGGACUCUGCCAUGAAGUUCAGAAACUCCUGUGUGAACAUGGGCGCCUCGCUGACAGCUCCCGAGUAUGGCCUGAAGGUGGCAGACGUGAGCAAAGUCCGCUCUCUGAACGCUAUAGCCAAGAACACCCUGUAGUGACGACAAGCACAUACACACCUGAACUCCCUGUAUGGCUGCUGGACAGCUGUCCUCAGCCCCUUUGGGUAGCAGGUCCUCCUGCUCCUAUUGAGCCUGACCCCAAAAUAGUGUACUAUAUAAGGAAUAGUUCAGAGGCUCUCUUACACUGUUCCUGGAGAGCUACCAUCCUGUAGGUCUUUCCUCCAACCCUAAUCUAGCUCACCUGAUGCUAAUAAUGAGCUGGUUUAUAAGCUGAAUCACAACUGGGGUUCGGUUGAAAAACUACAUGAGGGUAGCUGUCCAGGAACAGGGUUGGAGUACCCUGGAAUAAGGUGUAAGUUGGAAGCUAAUCAAUGUAUUUUUGUAGUAAUUUCUAAAAGUGAAGUCAUGUUUACACAAUGACUAAAUAAAAAGGUAUAUAGGCUAUCAUCAUAUCCCUUAGGCAUUGUAAGAUGUGUGAGGUUUCAUACAGCUUUGUAUUCACAAUAGUUGAUUAGGCAUUGAAUUACACAAUCGCAGAAUCCUGUUUCCUGGAGGUUCAGCUUGAUGUCAUUACUUGUUAUGUGGAGAGUUCCCCUCCAUACAAUGAAAAGUGAUUUGAAUAUUGGGGAAAGCGCAAUAUAAAUCCAAUUAUUAUUAGAGUUAUUGAUAGAAAAUAGAGACCUGCACACUGUUAAUGUGGAAAAAGACAUGUUUAUAUUAUAAAUUCAUGUUUAAAAUGUUCUUAGGGAGCGUCAAAAUUGUCACCUGGAGGAAAAUGGGGGAGGGUCAUGCUUUUCAUAUUUCAAUCAGGGAGUUUUUUAUUUUUUAUUUUAAAAUAUAGUCCAGUGGAGGGUCAUUUGUAAUUGAUUAAAUGUCAUAUUGCUCAAUGUUUGGGAAUUAGUUGCUUAUUAUAUCUCGACAUGUGCCCGACGCUGCCCCUCAUUCCCGAUUCCAGUGUUGUAGUACUGGAGUCCGGUCUAGAGACCACGUUUUGAGCGUCUGGGUCUUGUCUCGAUAUCGGAUACAUUUGUAAUUUCUAACCGAGACUAACUUUUUUACAUUUUAUUUCACCUUUAUUUAACCAGGUAGGCCAGUUGAGAACAAGUUCUCAUUUACAACUGCGACCUGGCCAAGAUAAAGCAAAAGCAGUAUGAAACAAACGUACAGUAAAUGACACAAUAGAAAAAUCUGUAUACAGUGUGUGCAAAUGAAGUAAGGAGGUAAGGCAAUAAACAGCCUCUGAACUAUUACUUUGCCAAUAGUGGCAAAGUAAUUACAAUUUAGCAAUUUAAACUGGAGUGAUAUGUGCAGAUGUGGAAGUAGAAAUACUUGUGUGCAAAAGAGCAGAAAAACAUAUGGGGAGGAGGUAGGUAGUUGGUUAGAUGGGCUGUGUACAGCUGCAGCGAUCGGUAAGCUGCUCUGACAGCUGAUGCUUAAAUUUAGUGAGGGAGAUAUGUCUCCAACAUACCGAUUUAUGAUUUUUUGAUGCCGAUUAUUGGAGGGUCAAAAAAAGCUGAUGCUGAUUAUUCGGCCAAUUUUUAAAAAUGUAUUUAUUUGUAAUAAUGACAAUUAUAACAAUACUGAAUGAACACUUAUUUUAACUUAAUAUAAUACAUCAAUAAAAUCAAUUUAGCCUCAAAUAAAAUGAAACAUGUUCAAUUUGGUUUAAAUAAUGCAAAAACAAAGUGUUGGAGAAGUAAAAGUGAAAUAUGUGCCAUGUAAGAAAGCUAACGUUUAAGUUCCUUUGUCAGAACAGGUGAACGAACAUGAAAGCUGGUGGUUCCUUUUAACAUGAGUCUUCAAUAUUCCCAGGUAAGAAGUUUCAGGUUGUAGUUAUUAUAGGAUUAUAGGACUAUUUCUCUCUAUACCAGUUGUAUUUCAUAUACCUUUGACUAUUGGAUGUUCUUAUAGGCACUUUAGUAUUGCCAGUGUAAAAGCAUAGCUUCUGUCCCUCUCCUCGCUCCUACCUGGGCUUAAACGAGGAACACAAUGACAGCCACCCUCGACGCAGUGUUACCCAUGCAGAGCAAGGGGAACAACCACUCCAAGUCUCAGAGCGAGCCUAAUCUCGGGAGUUGAUAGGCUUGAAGUCAUAAACAGCUGCUGGCAAACGCACAAAAGUGCUGUUUGAAUGAAUGCUUAUGAGCCUGCUGGUGCCUACCAUCGCUCAGUCGGACUGCUCUAUCAAAUCAUAGACUUAGUUAUAACAUGAUAAAACACAGAAAUGGGGCGGCAGGGUAGCCUAGUGGUUAGUUUUGGACUAGUAACCGGAAGGUUGCAAGCUCAAACCCUCGAGCUGACAAGGUCGGGAAAUAAAAAUAAAUAAUUGAAAAUAAGAAUUUGUUCUUAACUGAGUUGCCUAGUUAAAUAAAUGUAAAAGAAAAAAAAAAUACGAGCCUUAGGUCAUUAAUAUGGCCGAAUCCGGAAACGAUCAUCUCGAAAACAGGACGUUUAUUCUUUCAGUGAAAUAUCUAACGGGUGGCAUCCAUAAGUCUAAAUAUUCCUGUUACAUUGCACAACCUUCAAUGUUGUAUGUCAUAAUUACGUAAAAUGCUGGCAAAUUAGGCGGCCCAAACUGUUGCAUAUACACUGACUCUGCGUGCAAUGAACGCAAGAGAAGUGACACAAUUUCACCUGGUUAAUAUUGCCUGCCUACCUGGAUUUCUUUUAGCUAAAUAUGCAGUUUUAAAAAUAUAUACUUCUGUGUAUUGAUUUUAAGAAAGGCAUUGAUGUUUAUGGUUAGGUACACAUUGGAGCAACGAUACGCACCGCAUCAAUUAUAUGCAACGCAGGACAUGCUAGAUAAACUAGUAAUAUCAUCAACCAUGUGUAGUUAUAACUAGUGAUUGAUUGUUUUUUAUAAGAUAAGUUUAAUGCUAGCUAGCAACUUACCUUGGCUUACUGCAUUUGCAUAACAGGCAGUCUCCUCGUGUAGUGCAAUGAGAGGCAGGUGGUUAGAGCGUUGGACUAGUUAGCUGUAAGUUUGCAAGCUUGAAUCCCCCGAGCUGACAAGGGAAACAUCUGUCGUUCUGCCCCUGAACGAGGCAGUUAACCCACCGUUCCUAGACCGUCAUUGAAAAUAAGAAUGUGUUCUUAACUGACUUGCCUAGUUAAAUAAAGGUGUAACAUUUUUUUAAAUAAAUUGGCCAAAUCUGUGUUCAAAAAUACAGAUUUCCGAAAACUUGAAAUCGGCCCUAAUUAAUCGGCCAUUCCAAUUAAUCGGUCGACCUCAAUACUAAGCCUACCUGAUAAUAUACGGUGUUUACAUUUUUUAUUUUUCACAAAUUCAUUGAUGAUCAGAUACUUGUUCUGUUGCGCUAAAUGUUUAUAGUUGAUAGUCUAAGUUUGGAACAGUGCUAAAGUUGUCCUCUUUAACAAUAGCCUGUAUAGAAAUCAAUACUUCUCUUGUUCUGCAGCAUGCAUUCAUUCGUUGUCAUGCUCUAUUGUAGUAUUAAAAAAGAUUCUACUUGUCUACAGUCAUGUAGAAUUGCAUUAAUUGUGUUUCUAAAAGGCCAUUUUUUUUUUCUCAGACCAAAUAAGAUGAUAGAUACAUGCAGUGUUUUUUUUACAAUGGAGAUCUUUUCACUGCUUACCUUGACCACGGUAGUCUGCGAAUCCACAACCUUCUGGCUACUUUGCCAUGUAAUGCAAACGAAGAACAGUUUCUAAAACUGCACCUAAGGCUCUGGUCUGUCCUUAAAGUAAGAGUAUAUAGUAGGAAUGUUCCCUGCUAUCCACUUUGUUUUAAUUAUUAUUUUGGUUAUAGUGGAGGGUUUCAAGUGUUCAGGGAGGGUUGAGUAAAAAUAUAUUUUACUGAAGGGAGGGCCAUCCAUUUUCAUUUCAGAGAGAUCCGAUUUUCUCCAGGUAUCCCUCAUUAAACAUAAUGUAGUCCCUUAUUGACACAUGCCCUGUGCCAUUUGCUUUAAAUUCAAUCCAACGAAUGUUCUUGAAUAUGCUUUGUGGAAUGUCAUAAUAAUGAAUAGAAAGGUGUGCGAAUAUGACUUUUGUAAGGGAUUGAUGGAACUACUAGAACUUUAACCCCUGUUAAUUUCUUUGCAGUGAAACAUUUUUUAUAACUA